UGGUAAACCGUCGACUUACCUGUGUGAGUGGACAAACUGAAGCUCAGCUCUCCGUCAACACAGCGCCUGCCCCUCUCUCCUCGCUCUCCCCCUCACAGCGCCGCUGCUAUAACGUUAGUAUGUGGCUUGUGUUGAGGGGCCGGCGGUACAAGGACCCGUUUGUUCGCUUCAUUUUCUGAGGAGCACAGGGCUGCGCAGACAGACCACUCACUCACACUUCUUCAAGGUGAAGCGUCAGCUGAAUGCGGGCCCUGUGUGCGCUGCUGUGCCUCAGCCUGGCGGGGGCGCUGCAGCCCGGCGACCAGGUGGCCCAGCAUGUCAUCAAGCUGCACCGCGGCCGGGGGGCAGCUGCUGCCCAUGGCCACCAAUGGGUGGCGGAGAACUGCCGCCGCCUCUCGGGCCUCCUGCGACAGAAGAGCGCUGCUGUGAGGAAGCUGGAGGCAGCAGCAGUGGCAGUGAGGCGGGACAUGUCACUGUCGGAUGCUGAGAGGCUUUUCCAGGUGCACACGCUGGAGGUGUUCCAGAAGGAGCUGAAUGAGAGUGAGCGGUCCGUGUUCCAGGCCGUACUGGGCCUUCAGCGGGUGCUGAAAGGUGAUUUCAGGGACGUGGUGAACAUGAAGGAAAGCAGCCGUCAGAGACUGGAAGCGCUCAGAGAGGCUGCCAUCAAGGAGGAGAAGGAGUACGUGGAGCUGGUUGCGGCUGAGAAACACCAGCAGGAGGCUCUGAAGGUGGUGCAAGACCGCAACAAGACCCUCUCAAUGCUGGACGAGAUUCUGGAGGACGUAAGGAAGGCCGCUGACCGCCUGGAGGAGGAGAUUGAAGACCACGUCUUUGACAACAACAAACAGAUGAAGGGGGUUAAUGUGGAGGCUGUCCUGAGGGUCGAGGAGGAUGAGGAGGACAAUAAGAGGAAGAACGUAUCGCGGCAAGUGGUCGAGAGUGAUCUGGGACUGAGCAUGCUCAUUGACUCCCAGAACAACCAGUAUGUACUGACUAAACCCCGAGACUCAACUAUUCCUCGUGCUGACCAUCACUUCAUCAAGGACCUGGUGUCAGUGGUCAUGCUCUCUCUGCCCUGUGGCUGGCUGUGCACUUUAAUGGGACUGCCUCCUAUGUUUGGAUACAUAGUUUGUGGGGUUCUUCUAGGUCCUUCAGGGCUUAAUAGCAUUCAGUCCAUGGUUCAGGUGGAGACGCUGGGGGAGCUGGGUGUGUUCUUCACUCUUUUUGUGGUUGGCCUUGAGUUCUCUCCUGAACGACUCCACAAGGUCUGGAAAAUCUCUGUUCAAGGCUCCAGCUGCCUUAGCCUCCUGAUGGUGGGGGCGGGGCUUGUAUGGGGACAGAUGUUUAGGCUCCACCCCAUUCAGACAGUCUUCAUUUCCAGCUGCUUGUCACUGUCCAGCACUCCUCUGGUGUCACGAUUCCUCUCAGUUGGGAACAGGGGGGACAAGGACGGUGAACUGGACUACAGCAGUGUUCUUUUGGGAAUGCUGGUAAUGCAGGAUGUUCAGCUGGGUCUGUUUAUUGCCAUCAUGCCAACCCUCAUUCAAGUUGGGAAUGGAGACGUGGACAGUGCACUGAUUGGAGGUUUGCGUGCUCUGGUGCUUCUGGCUCAGGUUUUGGUCUCCUUUGCUGUCGUGCUGCUGCUCUGCUGGCUCCUGAGGUCUCAUCUGAUUGGUCCAUUCUACAGAAAGCUACAUGCCGAGAGCAAAGGGAACAAAGAGAUACUUGUGCUGGGGACCACAGCGUUUGUGUUCUUAAUGCUGACAGUGACAGAAUUCCUGCAUGUUUCCAUGGAGCUCGGCUGUUUCCUUGCUGGAGCCCUCCUCUCCUCACAGGGUCACAUGGUCACAGGGGAGAUCAUGAGUUGUGUCGAGCCAAUCAGGGACUUCUUAGCGAUUAUCUUCUUUGCAUCUAUUGGGCUCCAUGUGUUUCCAACGUUUGUCCUAUACGAACUGACUAUCCUUCUGGUUCUAACUUUAUCACUGGUGAUCAUGAAGUUUGUUAUGGCAGUGCUGGUGCUGUCUGCCAUCCUUCCCCUCGGCUCCCGCCACAUCCGCUGGCUGGUAUCGGCUGGGUUGGCGCAAGUCAGCGAGUUCUCCUUUGUCCUGGGCAGCCGUGCUCGCCGGGCUGGCAUCAUCUCCAGAGAGGUUUAUCUGUUGGUUCUCAGUGUCACCACGUUAAGUCUGCUGCUAGCGCCGGUGUUAUGGAGAGCUGCCACUCUCAGAUACGUUCCUCGGAUCGAGAGAAAAACGUCCACCUGACCCGCACUGGAUACGAAGGAGAUCGCUCUCUUCUCAGCAUUGAAACGGCACACUACAAAAGGGCUGAAAGCAAGAAGCCUUUUGGUUUUUGACGCACAGAAAGUGUUUGCACAGAAUGUAGUCCUGCUCCUCUGGAAUAAGGCAACUCUGAUGGUGACCACAGUGACCACAGAGUUUCAAACAGAGCGCACAGAGGAAAGGGAGGAUUUUUACAAUGCUUUAUGAAUCGUCACCAAUACUGUACAAAGAUCUGUAUUUACUCCUGUAGAUUUACAACCUGUUCUGCUCAUAUGAGGAAGCACCUAAAUGUGCCUUGAAAUCAGCUGAUGUCAACAGAUUUACCAAAUAACUUGGCUGAAAUCAUGCAAAGUGUGUACAUUAACAUCCGUGAUGAAUUACAUACCUGUUGAUUCAGUUUGUCCAGCCUUUGAAAUCUUUAUUGUUUUUUUUUUUCCAUGUGUAGGUGUUUGUAUAUUCUUGAAGACUGUUAUAAAGAUCAGCUUAACUGGAAGAACUGGAAGUUAACUUAAAGGAGUUUGGUGGUAACAGCAAAUGCAUUCCAAUCAUUUUAUGGUGAU
Messenger RNA from Colossoma macropomum (tambaqui), 2839 nucleotides. It is a transcript of the gene slc9d1, whose product is annotated as transmembrane and coiled-coil domains 3. Gene Ontology annotation, cellular component: membrane. Gene Ontology annotation, biological process: potassium ion transmembrane transport; proton transmembrane transport. The transcript has 13 exons. Gene Ontology annotation, molecular function: potassium:proton antiporter activity. The record is from RefSeq and is a predicted model, not a curated record. Lineage: Eukaryota; Metazoa; Chordata; Actinopteri; Characiformes; Serrasalmidae. Bases 243 to 2261 code for a protein of 672 amino acids.